Molecule: messenger RNA, 4464 nt
Organism: Sitophilus oryzae (rice weevil)
Lineage: Eukaryota; Metazoa; Arthropoda; Insecta; Coleoptera; Curculionidae
Product: androglobin-like
Exons: 19
Coding region: 1-4446 (1481 amino acids)
Biological process (GO): proteolysis
Molecular function (GO): protein binding; calcium-dependent cysteine-type endopeptidase activity
Source: RefSeq, a predicted model, not a curated record
AUGUCGAAGCAAAAAGGAAAGCUUUCCAAAACAGAAGCAUAUUCAUUCUUUGAAGAUGCUCUGGUUACUACAGAACUAUCAGGUACCGAUCAUGAAACUUUACCAUUUCAAGAAUGGAACGACCUGGAUAUUAAUAUGGAAAAAUGGGACUUAAGCGCUGGUACAAAGGAUAAAAUAGCGCAGUUUCAAGAAACGAGCACCUCUUUCGAAGAUCACCAACAAGUUCAUCUACCUCCUAGUAUCUUCUGCGACAGCUGGAAGAAACUGUCAGAAGUUUUUUCAAACGUGAAUUUUGUUAUUUUCGUGAACAAACCUACCUAUCCAGACCUCAUCAGUAACAGUCGUCACGUGCUGCACAGCUAUUUUUAUCGUAGUUUCAUAUCAAGUAUCGAAACUUUACUCUAUAUCGGUUCGACAAUGCCUUUUCCUGAAGAGCACGGUACCACUGGAUUUGCCGCUGCCGUCGGCAGAUUCUGGAGACCCUGGCACCACAUAUACUCGAACUGCAAAAUUCAGAAGAACCAAGGGGAGCAUACACCUCUAUAUAAUCCUUCAGGAAAGUACGUUGUUCGUCUCUUCUGGAUGGGCUCGUGGAGAAAAAUAUACGUUGACGACUAUCUUCCUCUAGAUAAGUCCGAAAAUUUGCUACUCCCAACAUUGAUUGCUCCAAAGAAAGACAUCGAAGUGGUCGAUGAAGAAGCGGAUAAAAGUCCGAAGUCUCAAAAGAGCACCAAAAGACCCAAAUCGAAAGAUCGAAGUCUUUCCAGAAAAGAAACUGUGGAAAUUUGGCCCUUUUUACUUUGUAAAGCGUUGCUGAAGAUAGGAUGCCUUAGUUGGAGCUCUAAAAGGGAACUAAACCACUUUGAUAUUAUACAGUGUCUUACCGGAUGGGUACCUCAGAGGAUUCGUACAGAUGUUUUGAAUUCAACCGAUCUUUGGGAACUUCUAAUGGCGUAUGUAAGACCAUUUGAAUGGGACGAAGACAAGAAACAUAGCAGUUCAUCGAAACAAACUGCUUCUUCAAAACAAUCGAAAAUGACCAGUAAAGAGACGGGAAAGAAGUCAAAAACUGUCAUUCCUAGCGGAAUAGAAAAUAUGAGGGAAGGAGACUAUUUUGUUAUAGCUGCUUGCGACAAUUUUGAACUGUCUUUAGUGAAGGAAAGAAACAACUCCGUAGUAACCAAUAGCGUGUUUCUCAACCAAAUUCGUGACAUUCCUCUAAUAAAACCUCCUCCAAGACCAGAAUUGGCAUAUUGGCAAACGUUUCGAUACGAAUACUGGGCAACCGAGCAGGGAAUCAUACCACCUGAUAUUAAAAAACUGAAUAUAAAGUCUUUGAACAUUGUGAGCCCGUUUGACCAAUUGGCGAAUAAGAUGAAAACAACAGAAGGAGGGGAUGAUUUUAGUGAUACUAGUCCUGAACUCGAAGCACUGGACAAAAAAUCCGAUAAAAGCUCAAAAUCCUCCAAGAAAACAGCCAAAAUGAAAAGCAUGAAAAACCAGCUACAGCCGGACCCGUCUUUUUGGAUCGAUUUUAGCGAAAUUCAAGACACGCUUCUGUAUAUAACCAUUUACUUCCAGCCAAGGUUGUUUAAGAGUAGGGCUAAAGUGUCCGACUUGAAUUUCUUGUAUAAAGCUACGGAUUACAAGCACAUUGUCAAUCCCCUGGAAUUAAGUUGCUCCAGAAACGAACCAGUAUACAUUUUUUUGGACUCAAUCGACUCAAAAUUUCUGGUCAUUAAUUUCAGUCAAACUGGAAAUACGGAACACCUUGAAAGAACUACAGAGGAGACCAUGCAUUCGUUGGCAAGCUGCGAAGGAGAAGACUUGGAUUUCUGCCUGAGCCUUUUACUCAAGAAAACAGAAGAAACAUUUUCAUUGAAUAUGGACCAAUUCAGCUCCUCGCAGUGGGCUAACAAGUCGUUCUUUGUCUGUCCUUUCAACACCAAACCGGUCAAUUUCCUUUUGGAGGAGUACUAUUGGAGGUCUAACUCUUUCGGACGGGCGGCUACGAACAUUCAAACGGUCGGUAGUAAAAGCGUGAUGUUAGAGGCUAAACCUGGUAGAGUUUGCUUUAGGUUAUGGAUCUCAUCCCACUGUUCCUACGUCAUCCAACUAUUCUGUGAUACGCCUCUGACAAUCGGAUGUCUGGAAGAGUUUUACACGGCGUGCGCCACUGAAUCUGAGUCACUCACAAAUAAGUGUUAUGAACUAUCAGAUUGUUUCGGAAAAUUAGUUCAAUCGUUUGGAACAGAAGACUAUGAGCUUCAUCUCAAAAACUUCUUUCUGUGCUACAAAUCGGAAGAAGACUUGAAAAAGAAAGAUUCCUUGAUAAUUCACAAAGCCUUCUUAGAUGAAUUAUACAAGAUGAUCUCUGCUAAUUGCUCUCUGCCGAAUAGUUUGGACUGUACGAAAUUGAUCCUACUUCAGUUGAAGACGUUCGAUUAUAUCAAUCCCUACAGCGAGGAUGAUCUUCAUGUUCCAGAAGAAAUUUUUGAAAAUAUUAAUCAAACGCAGUACUACAAGGAAAUGCAGAAAGCCGCAGUUAAAAUACAGGCUUUCUUUAAAGGAAUCUACAUCAGAAGGAUUAUGAAGAAAAUGAAUGAGAAUCACAAGCAAUAUUUUAGCAUUUUUGAGACACUGAAAAAAGUCUAUCAAGAGAUAUUUUCCUCUGAAAAACGACUCAAUUUCUGUCCAACGUUGUUUAGAAGGUUUUUUGAGCGUGAAGAUAUGAAACAUUUCAAAGAAAAAUUCGAUUUGUAUAAGGACAUGGCCUCUGUUCUAGCUCUGAUUAAUUUCAACAAUGCUAUAAGCGUUCCUGAACCACGCUGGGUCUGUAUCUGUCGCUAUCAAUUCCACAUUAACUCUACAAAACCCCUAUUCAUCAAAAUAAACCUGUUUUGCAAUCUGGACAUGUACUAUGUUAGGGUUUUUGAUAACGAUAGUCAAAAAGAGAUGAAACGAUACACUACAAACGUCGCUGUGGAAGAAUAUGCCAGUAACAUCCACGGAUACACUGUACUGUGCUACGCGUUUGUCAAGGAACCGAGGAAAGUCUAUUGGAAAUUGAUAAUAGCUACUCAGAAAAUGUCUAGACACGACCUAAUAAUCUUACAACAAAAUAAUGUUGCGUCUAUAUCCUUCACAGAACCUUACAUGCCUAAUUUCAAUCAAAAAAUAUGCAGGUAUUGCGUAAAGGUCGAUUCGGAAUCUUUCCUGACAGCUCACCUAACAACUUCCUACGAUAACGCGCGUAUGAAAUUGAAAUUGUUGGAUUCAAAGAACAAGGUUCUUCGGGAAGCUUCUGGAAUUGGAGGUGUUUUACUACCGUUGAUGCAUCUACAUGAUAGUAAAUCGAAUGAAGAUGAUAAUGCUUCAAAGUUAAAGAAAUCUACGGAGACCUGUCUCAGUGAGGUUACCUAUGGCAAACUGGGCGAGACUAAAACCAAAAAGAAGAAAAGUCGUGCAUCUGUCGAGAUUAAACAAGAUAACUUCAAACAUGGAAGUACUCAAGAUCUAAGCAUGAAAGGAGAUAGUAUAUCCAAGAGAAGUGUCUCGCUGAAGUUAAAAUCGUCAGAGAAACUCAGUCAAAGGUCAGCUACAUCCCAAGCUAAUCGAAAUAACGAAAAAAUGAGCGAUUCAUUAGCAAAAUUAACAGAAGCAAUUAGAAGCGAAUAUGUCUUGGAGGCAAAUGUGGUUGACCAGUCAUGGCCUUUAACAUCUAAGGAGUGGACCAAUGUCCAGAACUGUCGAAAAUCACAGUACCUCUAUCAAACAACCGAAAGCGACGAAAAACACAAAGUAACCCCAUCCCAGAAAAAGCCACAUCUCGCAACAGAACCUCCUUUUUUCGUCCUCGAUCUGGUGUAUGGUGCGGCGGAGGGUCUGGAAUUCCUGGAAGACAACCUGAAACUGGAGAAGAGGAAGCGAACAAAAAGGAAAUGGUUCGAAAAGGACAAGGGCAGAUUCAGCAAAGCGAGGGAAUUUAGGACACAGUUUCUGAACAACCAUACUAUUAUCCGUAAACUAAGUUUAAAAGAUGGCGAUAGAAGCAAUACUGCUGAAGACUUUUUGGAGAAGAUUGUGGAAGAAUUUCCUAUUGAAGAAUUUCUCACUGUACCACUGGAAAGUGUGGACGACGAUACUUGUAAAGUUAAACGUGACGCUGAUUACAUUGCUGAAGAACGCGCAUUGGAAGAAACCUUAGAAGCCUAUGAAAAUGAAGAAAAGUUGGCUAAAGAGAAGCUUAAUGAAUUAAUCAAUAAACAAAUCGAAGAUCUUAGUAUGCUAAAUUCUUGGUUUGAGGAAAUCAGAGGAGAUUCUAGCUUUAUGAUUCAAGAGGCUUUAAACGAACAACACCAAUAUUUAAAGAAGGUUGAGCAGGAAAUUCAAAAAGACAAAAGUGCGAAAAAAGGCGGCGACAAGAAAAAUAAAAAGAAGAAAUAAAUCACUAAAUAAUAUGAC